AUGCAGGUCAAGUACGGCCUGCAGCCGCCUAGAGUGCCCACGGUCGCCCACGGAGGCACACAGACAUCCCCGCGCUCUGAACGUACUUCAACGCCAAAUGUCUUCACUGUGCUUCGGGAGCAACAGGCGACUCUCGGACCUCUUCUGGCAGGGGCGGUGGGACCAGAUGUUCCUACAGCCUACCGCCCCCCGCUCCAGGGCAAGAGCGUACCUAUACUGGAGAGACGGGCUCCUCCUCUUCCUCGGCAGUCAGAAGCCUCACAGGCUCCUCCUCGGCAGUCUGGAACUUCUUUAGCUCCCCCUAGGCAGUCGGGAACAUCCACGGCUCCUGUAGAGACCGUGGAGGAGACACGGGACCUUCUUCUUGCUGCAGUGCAGAAGCUUCCUACCGGUCUGUCCCCGUUCGAAACCGUGGAGGCUAUGGCCAAGGCCUUAAGUAGGGUGGUUCAUAAGGUCACUCAAGUCCCACCACCCGACCGGGUAGACGAGCGCACGAACUCCCCGCAAUGCCCUAAGGGCCCUCGAGGCCCUCGCAAGCGACGAAACCGCCGUCGCAGGCGUGCGACACAGCCUACCGCUGAACCGGCACGUCUAUCCGGACUGCAUCCCUCCGUGCUGGAGCCGGAGGUGAUCAUACAGGAGGGAGAUCAGUCUCUCCCUCUAGAUACGUGGGCGACGGUCACUCGCCGAGGACGACCUACGAAACGGGGACAGGGUGAUCCUCAAACUGCCGGUCCUACGGCUCGCCCAGAGUCUGGGAACUUACCGCAGUCAUCGUCUCGACGACGAGCCGCUUCCCAGCCGCGUCGGAGGCCACUGCGCACAGCUGCGGUUACCCUGACCUGCGUGGGUGACUCUGUUGACACUAAGACCGCCCUUAGCCAAGCCCGUCAGAAGAUCAACCUCCCUGGUUUGGGGAUUGAGAAGAUCUCGACCCGACGGGCAAGGACGGGCGGCCUUGUCAUAGAAGUCCAUGGGGCGGACGGCCAUGCCAAGGCCGAUGCCUUAGCUGCAGAGAUGCGCUCGGUACUCGAGGAGCACGGGGAUGCCGUCCGGGUUGGACGCCCCACACAAAUGGCCGAGCUUCGGCUGUAUGGAGUGGAGGACUCGGUCACUCAGGCUGAGGUCCGGGACACGGUCGCGAUGACAACCGGGUGCGACCCCGAAUCUGUCAGGGUGGGACCUAUCCGCCCUACACGGGGACUUGCCACAGUGUGGGUCAGAUGCCCGCUGAUUGCGGCCAAUAGACUGUCCCAACUGGGACGUGUCUGCCUGGGCUGGUCUUCUGCUCGGGUAGAGCUGCUGCAGCCCCGGGGGCUGCAGUGCUUCCGAUGCCUGCAGUCCGGGCACACGCGACUGCAGUGUACGGCACUUGCGGACAGGAGCACGGAGUGCUAUAACUGCGGGGAAACCGGACACCGCGCCCGCGAAUGCCGAAAUCCUACCCGGUGUUCCGUGUGUGCCGCGCUUGGCCGGGAGGCUGGUCACCGUAUUGGCAGUCGCCUGUGUAAGGCGCCAGUGCCGGCACCACGUCCGGCGCGUGAAGUUUCCCAGUCGCAAGUGGAGCGGAAGUCCAUUGCGACUGGAGAGAUGGAUGUGGACGCACAGUAA
Messenger RNA from Pseudomyrmex gracilis, 1611 nucleotides. RefSeq lists its product as uncharacterized. The transcript has a single exon. Bases 1 to 1611 code for a protein of 536 amino acids. Gene Ontology annotation, molecular function: zinc ion binding; nucleic acid binding. The record is from RefSeq and is a predicted model, not a curated record. Lineage: Eukaryota; Metazoa; Arthropoda; Insecta; Hymenoptera; Formicidae.